Molecule: messenger RNA, 2767 nt
Organism: Morus notabilis
Lineage: Eukaryota; Viridiplantae; Streptophyta; Magnoliopsida; Rosales; Moraceae
Source: RefSeq, a predicted model, not a curated record
AAGAGCGCGCGAUAAAAACCUCGACUCUUCAAAUGAGGAGCUGAAGAAAAACUAUAUAAAUACCACCUUCAAUGAACUGAAACUCUUGAAUGUCUUCUGCAUUUUAUUUUCUUCCUUGCCAAACAGCGACCUCUCUCUCUUCAGAUCUCCGUAGUAGCAAAUCAGAUGGAAGAACCACAGAAAGGAACUUCGUCGGCCAACGCAAAAGAGACUAAGUCAUUUCUAGAUGAGGACAUCGGAAAGGAUUUCCUCAGCUCCUGGAAAUCAAUGUCAGUUGCUGAUGAUGACGCAAUGGAUUUUAGCUUUAAUACAGUUUCCAGCGGCAAGAACAAAUUCAAUUUCGAAAAACUGAACAUGGAUUUCAAUCUGGAUGGAGAUUUUGACAAAUUGUCAUCUUUCAAGGUGGACAUGUCAGAUUUUGAUCUCUCAGCCCCAUCAAAGAAAGCUACAAGACUGAAAGAAAGACUAGAAGAUGAAUCUUCAACUGAAAAUCGUUAUACGACGGGAGGAGUGACCCGGACGUUCAAGGUGGACAUGUCAGAUUUUGAUCUCUCAGCCCCAUCAAAGAAAGCUACAAAACUGAAAGAAAGACCAGAAGAUGAAUCUUCAACCGGAAAUCGUCAAGGGUUCAAUUUCUCAUUCGACUUUAAUGAGCUGGAUAGUUUUAAUUUCGAGUCCUCGUUGGCAAAAGAAGAAAAGGCUUCUAGCAAAAAGCAAGAUGAUACAGAGAAAAUUUCUUCAGAUGGAAGUGGAACCGAGGGUCCAGGUUCAAAACUUCAACUUGAUGACAUAGCCAUGAAACUUCCAACAUCAGAGGAUGUGACGACUCCCAAUAGUGAAGCUUUGUUGUGUGGUCCAGGGAAUCUUAAGUCCACGAAAAAGGAUCAAGCAAUGGAUGUGUCUUCUGGAGAUUCUAUUUUGUUAAAUAGUGCUAGAUCUUCUCCAGAAAAAGCAAUGAGUAAUAGCACAGAAGCUAUAGAUCAACAAAUUCACCUGUCCGAGAAGGCAAUUUCCAAAGAAAGAUAUUCUCAGCACGCCGUUCUCAACUUUCCUGGUCAAUCUUUUAAUGGUGUUGAUUCAAACAGAGAUACCCUUAAAGAUGAGAAGACUGAAAGUUGUCAAAGGGGCAAUGGAGUGCAUAUCACUUCAAGUCGAAGAGAAGAUGUAAAUGACAAAAUGAUGGAUGGUGUAUCAUCUUAUCAUGAAGACUUACCCUCGAAGAAUUCGUCUCCACCGAGUAUCUCUAAUUCAGGAAAAAAUAAAGGCUGGAUGAAUAAGUCAGGCAGUGAUGUAUCAACAGUAAAUGUGGACGGUAAUGAAUCAGCUGAAGGUGAUUUAGAUCUAGAAGAAAAUUCCAUCAGCUCUAUCUCAAGGAAAGCUCUACAUGAGAUCAAAAGCAGUAAGGAAAACUGUACUUCAAGAGCAGAGCUUCCUGAGGCUAAUCUAUGCAGGGAGGGCUUCAGUUCUGAUCGUUUACCAAAUGGGUCCAAACUAGUUGGAAAAUCCCACCUGUAUGGAGAAGAAGCAACAAGAAGGCUACCUGUUAUACCUGCAAGUGACAAGAAAAUUAAGGAUCAGAAUACUUUAGACCUCCAAGUUUCUCCUUCCAGCGCAUCAGAGAAGCAGGGUAAACUUACUACUCAGACAUGUGCAAAUUCCAAACCUUUUGUCCCGAGCAUGGAGUCUGUGCAGAAUUCAAGGGUCAAACCAAUUGAAGGGAAUAAACUCUUGCUUGUCAGAGCUGGCAAGAAGAUGCCUGAUCUUGCUACCAUGAAAAUUUCCAAAACUACAGUGGAAGCUUACAAAGUUUCAUCGGAUUCUACUCAGAAAGAAAGUGGUUUCCCGAGGAACACAGAACAAAACGUGGAAGUAGAUGGAAGUACUGCAUCAGAGACUUCCCAUCCCUUCAAGAGCAAUGAAAAAAAGUCGCUGAUGAACUUGUCUUUGAAGCGAAAAACAUUUGAGUUAUCCAAUUCAGAUCUAUCAUGUCAGAAGCCUCUAAAGCGUCUUUCUGAGUCGCUGCCCAAAAUCAGAGAUCUUAAGGAACCUCUUAAAAGGGUUGCUGAAGAAAAGUUUUCUACUGCAGGAAAGAGCUUAAAGACUUUGAAAUUCCCUCCAGAGGGAGUUAGUGAAAACAGAGAUAUCAAGGAACCUUUGAAAAGAAUUGAUGUAAAGGAGUCUUUCAAAAGAAUUGAUGUAAAGGAGUCUUUCAAAAGAAUUGGUGUUGAAAAGGUUUGCAUUGACAAGAACCACGUAGAGAGUAAGACCAAGAGCAUUAUCUACAAUGUUCCAGCCUCUGCAAUUGACAGUCCUCAACAGGUUAAUAUGAUGGAAUUUGAAAUUUCAUCAGUAAUGGAGAAUGAUGGAAACGUUGAAAAGGCUGAAGCAUAUGCAAAAGAGCUAGAAGAUAUUUGCAAUAUGCUGAAGAAGAAACACGAGGAAGCCAAAGAAAUACUCGUACGGGCAAUUGUGAACAACAAUAAUCUACUCAUGCUGAACCACCCCAUCUCUGAAGAGAAGAUCUACAAGGUCCAGAAAUUUGCUGCAGACCUGAUGUCCAAGGAGAUUAAAGUGUGAUAGGAAGGAUCAAUAGUUCUCACAUAAAGGUAUGCUUCUAUGCCUUUCUUACACUGUCACUGACAUAGAGAUGCUUAAAGAAAUAGUUAUUUUGGUUCAUAAUAAGGCAAGCAAUUCCUUUUCGAACUAUGUUGUGCCACAUAAUGUUCGAUGGACGCCAUUGGAGUUUGUUGUGCUCAAUGGAAUGUAA